AUGAACCGAAUACCAAAUAAUGGGGAACCAGGAAAUGACACUCUGGCUGAUGAAAGAGAUGUUGCAGUGAAGAGGAAGUCGUCCACCCAGAAGGACAAGAUCUCCAUACUACGACAAGAGCAAAUACUCGAGUACAAGAAAAAGGUAACCAAGGAGGAAAGACGACGCAGGUAUGCUCUACGACACGGCGAUGGUUCUGAUGACGCCAACCACGGACAGGGAACAGAGAAUCCCAGUGAGGAAAGUGACCAGUCUCCACGAAAGAAGAAGCGAGUAAGCUUUGAGUUGUCUAAUCGGUCGAUGCAAAAAGUGGCCAGUGAUGAAGACGGUAAUGCUAAGACUUAA
This is a messenger RNA of Candidozyma haemuli, 345 nucleotides long. RefSeq lists its product as uncharacterized. NCBI's taxonomy places the organism in Eukaryota, Fungi, Ascomycota, Pichiomycetes, Serinales, Metschnikowiaceae. The record is from RefSeq and is a predicted model, not a curated record. The transcript has a single exon. Bases 1 to 345 code for a protein of 114 amino acids.